Terrapene triunguis (Three-toed box turtle) is the source of this 1206-nucleotide messenger RNA. RefSeq names its product glutathione hydrolase 6-like. The annotation marks the transcript as partial. The transcript has a single exon. Gene Ontology annotation, cellular component: extracellular exosome. The record is from RefSeq and is a predicted model, not a curated record. Lineage: Eukaryota; Metazoa; Chordata; Testudines; Emydidae.
CUUGCAGGCGGCGUGUUCUCAGCCCUACUGCACAACGCCUCGUCGGGCAGCACCGUGGCGUUGAACGCCGUCCCGGGCCGUGGCUUCUCCCCGCACUACGGGCUCCCCGUGGCCCUGCCGGGCCUGCGCCUGCUGCACCGGCACUUCGGCCGCCUGGCCUGGCCGCGCCUGCUGGAGGGGCCGGCGGCGCUGGCGGAGAGAGGCUUCCGUGUGGACCAGGAGCUGGCUGCGGCCCUGCAGGAGAGCGCGGGCGCGGUAAAGGCCUCAGGCCUCUGCAGCCUCUUCUGCGACGGGGCCGGCGAGCUGAAGGGCCAGGGCGCGCUGGUCUCCCACCCCCGGCUGGCGGCCCUGCUCCGGGCGGUGGCGUCAGGGGACGAGGCCCUGCCCCAGGCCCUGGCCCCGGACCUGCCCCCUGCCGAGCGGGAGCCCUUCCUGCAGGCCAUGGGGGACGUGGGGCUGGCGCUGCAGAGCCCCCUGGCCAUGCAGCUGGGCGACACCUGGCUGUAUGGAGCCCCGGCCCCCGCCGCCGGCAGCUUGCUGGCCAGCGUCCUCGAGGAGGUGCGGGCAGCCGAGCCCCGGGACGCGCCUGAUCCCUGCCUGAGGGCCCUGAGCGCGGCCUGGCGUGGCUACUCCCGGGGGCUUGGGGGGGCCGUGGGUGGGGGCCCCUCACCCCGGCCCCCUCGCCCUGCCAGGGCCCCCUCGCCCGUGGGCAGCCACCUGGCAGUGGCAGACAGCCAGGGGAACCUGCUGCUGCUCUCGGCCUCUCUCAACAGCUCCUUCGGCUCCAAAUUCCUGGCGCCCGCCUCGGGCAUCCUCGUGAGUGACCUGACAGCGCCCGCGGGGCCUGGCCUGCUCUCCUGGGCCUGCCCCGUGGUGCUGAGCCUGGGGGAAGAGGGGACAGUGGUGGGGCUGGGGGCCACAGGGGGCAGUGCGGCCCCACUGGCCCUGGCCCAGGCCAUUAUAAACCAGGUGUACCUGGGGCAGCCCCUGCAGGAGGCGCUGGAGAGCCCAUGGCUGCAGCUCAGGGGCGGGGGGGACGGGGCCUCCCAGGGCUGUGGGCCGGGCACCCAGUCAAAUGUGUCCAGUGGCGAGUGGGCUGGGGGGGCCCCACAGGCGGGCCCCUGGGUGCUGCAGGUGGCAUCACAGGGUGAGCACGCACGUGCCUUCGCUGCCCCGGCCGCGUGCUGCCAUCACGAGGGGUAUUAG